AUGCCACCUGAUGUGGAGGAGAAGAUAGUAGACGAAAGUCCUGGCAAGAAAAAGAAAGUUCCAAAACCUCUUGUUAUUCCGGAUGAAAUUAGCUCACGAUUCGGAGAACCGAGUACCCUUCUCUCUGAGACCAAUAUCACAACAAAAAUCACCGCUAGAGAGGGUAGUGCCGAAGCUGUUUCACCUCUCAAACAACCUCAAUCAGCAAGUAUCACAAUGAAAGUAGACAGCGCCAGUAAAAUACUCUCGAGAGGCGGCACUCCUGAUAGUGAUGCGGUUGAGUUCACGUUCAAACGGCGUUCAGAAACUCCAGAGUUGAUCAAAGAGGAACCUUCAACGAAACUCAAGGUGCCGCUCAAAGGCAAGGACAAAUCCGGUCUUCCACCUAAACCAGAACAGGAAGGUGAGGCUAGAAAACCGUCAAAGGACAUCAAGAAAGAAGACAUACCCGAAGAUUCCAAGCAGAAGGAAGAGGUCACGGACACGCAAGAAAGAGAAGCUGACUUAAAAGAUAAGCCAUCGGAGGACGAUGUUUCAGCAGAAGUUACUCUGGAGAUGAUUCCAGAUGUAGUGGAAAGAAUUUUGCUCGAGGAAGAGACUCUAAGCAGUCGAUCUUCUAGAAGGUCGUCUGGAACUUCCAGUAUUGAGAGUUACACCGUUUCCAGGCGUAAAAUGAGGAAAGAUGGUUUCGUAUCAACACCGGGAGCAGAAGUGUUGGCACUGCGGGGCGAUACCGUGCGUUUCGAAUGCGAACUGGUGGAUGAGAACGAUGAGGUGGAGUGGCUCAUCAAUGGUAAGCCAUUUACGACUGAGCCAAGAAGUAAGAAGGAGUCCAGUGGACCUAUCAGGACACUGAUAAUAACGGACCUUAAACCAGAAGACACAGGAAUGAUGGUGGAGGUUCGUUUGGGAGUUAAUGGUGCAACGUCAAGAAUUACAGUGGAAGAAACAUUCGCCGAAAUUACAAAACGCUUGGAACGCAGAACAGUUGGCAAGGAGAACGAGCCUGUCAUUCUGGCUAUUGAACUGGACCACGCUCCAAAGGACGUCAAGUGGACCAAGGAUGAUAAGGUAGUGACGGACUCGGAAAAAUACGAGAUCACAUCAGAUGGAACCUCUUGUCGGCUCACAAUCAAAAAUGCUGAUUUCGAUGAUGCAGGGCAGUAUGUUGUCGAGGCUGAUGGAUCCAAAUCCUACACGAAUCUUAUUAUUUCUGGAAAACCAAGAAUAAAGCCAAGUGCUAAGGAAUUGAUAGAGGUUGAAAGGGGUGAGAGUGUUAUUCUGAGUGUUGGAUUUGAAUGCCAAGAUGAUGUGAACGCUACGUGCUUCCUAAAUGGAAAUCUGCUGCGAGAAGAUGCAAAGACCCAUGUGGAUGUUCUGGAAAACCUCGUGAAGUUCUGCAAACGACAAGUGACGAAAGCCGAUUCUGGAGAGUACACAAUAAAGCUGUCAAACGAACUCGGAGAAGCUUCGGAAGUGUUCACCGUCAAAGUCAAAGAUGUACCUGGACCUCCUGCAAACGUCUGCGUCAAUGAGAUAGAUAGUGACUCCGUUUCAAUAAGUUGGGAAAAGCCACUGGAUGACGGUGGACAACCCAUAACGGGAUACUUGAUCGAAAAGAAGGAAGAAGGCCGUAGAACGUUCCAUAAAGUUGCUCAUGUUUCCGGUGCCAAGACUUCUUAUACCGUGGAAGAUCUCGAGAUGCUAACCAGUUACAAACUGAGGGUAUCUGCGGUUAACAAAUACGGCAAUGGAGAACCAUGCGAAUCUGCAGUGGUCACCACAGGCACCUCUUUCAAAGCUCCACAAAUCACUGAGCAACCUAUCAUUUCCGACGUUAGUGACAGCACUUGUGUACUGAAAUGGAAUAAACCUACAGAAGACGGCGAAUCACCCAUAUAUGGCUACGACGUCUACGUUCGGGAGAACGGCGGUGAAUGGAUGAAGAUGAACAGCGAUCUGGUCUUCGCCAAUCGCUACGUAGUGGAAGAUUUGCGCCCUGACAUCAGCUACGAGUUCAAGGUAGAAGCGGUAAAUGAAGCUGGUCUGACGUCAAGCUCGAACCUGGCGUCGGAAACACUGCUUAUUGCACCUAACCUUGAAGCGGUAAAUGAAGCUGGUCUGACGUCAAGCUCGAACCUGGCGUCGGAAACACUGCUUAUUGCACCUAACCUUGGUACGUUUCAAUCAUUUUGCGAGGCAUCGCAAGAACGCCUUUGGAAGAUCUCUGUAAAAGCUAGAACAUCCCGUGCAGGUCGUCCCUCUGCGAUCCUUGACAUUCCACGAGUUGCCAUCACGGGUGAGAACAGUAUCACUGUGGAAUGGGAUGGAUGUGAUGAGGAACCAGCGGCCGAAUACACCGUCGCUUACAAAUCCGAAGGAUCAUCGAUUUGGACUGAGGUCAACUGCCAGUCGAACACUUGCGCAGUCACAGAUCUGAAGGAGGGAGUGUCCUAUGUGUUUAAAGUUGCUCUCCGAAACGAAGGAGGUACUGGAGAGUUCUCCGAAGAAACUGAACCUGUCAAAGUUACUCCCAAAGUUCCUCCAAUCAUCACUAAACCGAUCCGAUCCGCUACCAUUCCAAAGAAACGCGCAUUGCAACUUGAAUGCCAUGCAACUGCUGAGCCCUCUCCCGAAUACAUCUGGUACAAGGAUGGAAAAGAAAUCAUUCCUCAGAACGCAAAUACUGAGGGGCACGAUGAACCAGAUGGUGCUCGUGAGAGCCUCACUAGGAUGCCUGAUAUUAUCAAUGAAGGCUACAUGAGCCUUCUCAUAAUUCACAGCGUAGACACUAGUGACGCAGGAUCGUACGCUUGUGAAGUAGAGAACCCACACGGAUCAGCGCAGUGCUCUGCAACAGUCACCGUAACAGAUGUGCGAUGCCAUUUCGAGUCGUCCUUCUCGGAAUACAUCGAGGUUAUCGAAGGACAAGACAUCGAGCUUUGUUGUACCCUGUCCGAUGAAGAUGGUGUGGUUGUUUGGUACAAGGACGGUAAGGCGCUCCAAGAAGACGAUCGCAUUCUUAUCUCAUCUGAUGGUACGAAACGGAAGUUCAAAAUAUUGGCCGUCAGAGACACCGAUAAAGGAACAUAUCGCUGUGAAACUUCUGAUGGAAGAAGCAGAACCGAAGGGGAACUGAUGGUAAAAGAAGAAGAACCCCACAUUAGCGUUGGUCCACAAGAUCUCACAGUCAACAAGUUUGGAACCGAUGCGAAGCUUCACUGCGAGUUCACAAGACCACCCCACAAAGUGUUGUGGUAUAAGAAUGGGCAGGAAAUUUGGCCACAGGCCAACAAGUAUGCUAUGACCACCUCGGGAAAUACUUCGACUCUUGAGAUUCGUAACAUUGAGAAGAACGACAUCGGGGAGUAUUGUGCUGCUCUGAGCGAAAAAGAAGUUUCUGCUCCCAGCCCAGCUCAAGCUCGAAGUGGCCCCUGA
Molecule: messenger RNA, 3438 nt
Organism: Cooperia oncophora
Lineage: Eukaryota; Metazoa; Nematoda; Chromadorea; Rhabditida; Trichostrongylidae
Source: the annotation of a GenBank genome assembly